CCUAACCCUUCCUCCGCCGCCGCCGAACCCCCAAGCACCGGAGCAGCAGCAGCAGCAGAAGGGAUCGGAGAUGGCCAAGUCGAAGAACCACACGGCGCACAACCAGUCGUACAAGGCGCACAGGAACGGCAUCAAGAAGCCCAAGCGCCAGCGCCAGGCCUCCACCAAGGGGAUGGACCCGAAGUUCCUGAGGAACCUGAGGUACUCCAGGAAGCACAACAAGAAGGGUGGUGAGGAGGUUCAGGACUAAGCUGGACGAGUUACUGGUGAUGGAUAUGUCUCCUGUAUCGCUAGGAUAAUCCAAUUUGAACUUCAAUCAAUGUUCUGUAUGAUCAAGGAUAUCUAUGUUGGUACCUAAGUUUUGUCAUGCUGUUGGAUUGGAAAUGCUAUUUGCAGCUUUGUGAUAA
This is a messenger RNA of Lolium rigidum, 407 nucleotides long. RefSeq names its product 60S ribosomal protein L29-1-like. NCBI's taxonomy places the organism in Eukaryota, Viridiplantae, Streptophyta, Magnoliopsida, Poales, Poaceae. Bases 71 to 250 code for a protein of 59 amino acids. The transcript has 3 exons. Gene Ontology annotation, biological process: cytoplasmic translation. Gene Ontology annotation, cellular component: cytosolic large ribosomal subunit; ribosome. Gene Ontology annotation, molecular function: structural constituent of ribosome. The record is from RefSeq and is a predicted model, not a curated record.